UUUGAUUUGUAAAUAACAUUUGAUUCAAAGAAAUAAAAAUAAUUCCUUAUUUAUAAAUGAAAAUGUGUAGAUACCACUGGAAUUUCAUUUGUUUUUAGAAUAAAGUACUCAACAGUUCGAUUUAAAUCUUACAAUUAUGUGGUGAAAUCUUCAAAAUCGAUUGAUUUACGACUUUUUUACAUGGUAUUGUAAUUAACAAAAUGGAAGGCAAAAAAAUUUCAUUUGGAUUUAUGAAAACAAAAAAGGAUAACAAACCUUUAAUUACUGAAAAGAAAGAAUAUAUUGAAUGUCUUGAAGAAAAGUCCAUCAAAGUUGUGGGAGGGGAAGUGAAAGCAGAAGAUAUACCAUUGAUUAUACCCAUGAAACCUAACACAUUGAUCACUGCUGAAAGGUUAAGAGAAAUUGCUGAAAAAGCUGAAAACUUUGAAGAACUAGAGACAAAGACGACAUCUGAUGAUAAAAACCUUCCAAAUAAUGAGACAAUAGACCAAAUGGCAGUUAGAGAACUAAUGGAGGAAGCAAAGAAAGACAAAGUAUUGGAAACUCCACAAUUAGUUGUGCCAAUUAAUGCCAAACCUGUUAUUGAGGGGCAAAUUGAGUCAACACUCGAUGACUAUGACUCUGUACCAGUACAAGAGUUUGGAUUGGCAAUGCUGAGAGGUAUGGGAUGGACUCCAAGUAAUGAUCAAUCCAAAUACAAACAGCCACAAUUGCGGCCUAAAGGACUUGGUUUGGGUGCAGACAAAGUGAUCAAAGAAAAUCAGAAAAAAAAGUCCUCUAAGGACAAAGAAGAAGAUUUGUCCAUAAUUAAGAAUUCAUUUGUGAGGAUUACCUCUGGCAAGUUCAGUGGAUUUUAUGGUAAAGUUUUAAGUUUAGAUGAAGACAAUGGCCGUGUAAUGGUCGAAAUAUCAGUAAAGAAGGAAACAGUCAGUUUGAGCGAAUUUAUGAUGCAAGCAGUGACUAAAUCUGAAUUUGAUAAGCAAUCAAAAGUAAUCAAUACUGAAUCGUACGAAGAAUACAAAAAGAAAGAAUCUUUUAAACAGAAUAAUUUAAAAGUAGAAGACAUAAGGAAAGACGGUGCAUCUAGUAAAAAGUCAAUUGAUGUCAGAGUUAGGGAUUCUACUAAAAUAGAACGAAGAGAGGAAGAAAGACCAAGGAGGAUUGAACAGAAACAUUCAAAUGGAAACAGAAAGAGCGUGAGUAGAGAGAGAUAUAGAAAAGUAUCUUCUAGCAGUGAAGAGGAAAGAAGCAGGCAAAGAAAAAAAAAUAAAAAAAAAUACAGUAGUAAUGAAUCGUUAACAUCUGAAUCUGAUAGCAGACAUCAAUCCGUAAGUAGAAGACGGCAUAGCAGUAGUGAUUCUUCAGAAGUAAACUAUCGUAAAGAAAAAAGUAAAAAAAACAAAUCGACGAAAGAAAAGAGAGAUAUAGAUAAGAAACGAAAAGGAAAGAAGAAGAAAAGAGAUAGAGAUCGUUCUCCGAAUUAUAAAAAAUAUAGAAAAUAAGGUUUUUACGUGUAAAUUUUACUUUGAUAUAAUUGUAAUCAUUUUAUUAAAGAAACAUUUAAUUUU
Molecule: messenger RNA, 1568 nt
Organism: Nymphalis io (European peacock)
Lineage: Eukaryota; Metazoa; Arthropoda; Insecta; Lepidoptera; Nymphalidae
Product: G-patch domain and KOW motifs-containing protein
Exons: 6
Coding region: 201-1502 (433 amino acids)
Biological process (GO): mRNA splicing, via spliceosome
Cellular component (GO): spliceosomal complex
Source: RefSeq, a predicted model, not a curated record